AUGAAUACCUUUACAACGAGAAAGGCACAGGAAGCGCCCGACUGGGAAGAGGUUGUUAGAGUUAAUCACGAUCGCACUCAGCAGCAGCUUUCCCUCCCGCCUGCCCUGAUUAGUGAACUGCAAGAACAAUGGUUAGAGCUAGCUCGCUUCCAUAUAGAAAGACUGCGGAAGGAAAUACAGAAGAAGGAGCAGAAAAUUGCGAAUUUAGAAAAGGAAAACACUAGGUUGCGAUUGCAAAUUGAAAACCCUGCAGAGAAAAACCCGAAAAAAAUCAAGGUUUCGCCAAAGGAAUGUCGAAAGAUCUGGCGAUACUAA
Molecule: messenger RNA, 315 nt
Organism: Lentinula edodes (shiitake mushroom)
Lineage: Eukaryota; Fungi; Basidiomycota; Agaricomycetes; Agaricales; Omphalotaceae
Exons: 3
Coding region: 1-315 (104 amino acids)
Source: RefSeq, a predicted model, not a curated record